UUGACAGCUGUCUCGUGUUGUAGCGCUGCUAAUCUGGACACUGUUUUUAACGAUUAAAAAAACUACGUUUUUGUCGUCGGCUCCAGACAAAAAACAUGGAGAAGUACGAGAAGGUGUUGUGUCUGGGCAGGGGAGGAGCGGCGGACGUGUUCCUGAUGAGGCACGUAGAGCGCAAGAGCCUGCACGCGGUGAAGAGGAUAAAAGUAGAGGACGCAAGGACAGCAAAAACACAGAGGACAAUCCUCCAGGAGGCUGAGAUCAUCAGGAGGCUGGAGCACCCUCAUGUAGUAACGUGCAGCGAUGCCUUUGUGAACUCUGAUGGAUUCAUUUACAUUGUGAUGAACUACUGCGAUGGUGGGACAUUAGAUGACAAAGUGAAAGAGAGGAAACCAAAUGAGUAUUUCACUGAGGAUACUGUGAUAGGGUGGUUUGUACAGGUCGCUGUGGCUUUACAUUACAUACACUCUGCUAAAAUACUACACAGGGACAUCAAAACAUCAAAUGUACUGCUAACAAAGCAAGGCAUGGUGAAGUUAGGGGACUUUGGGAUAUCCAGAGUAAUGACCAACACGGCUGACAUGGCCUCCACGUGUGUUGGGACACCGAGCUACCUCAGUCCCGAGCUCUGCCAGGAUGUACCAUAUAGUUCUAAGUCUGACAUCUGGGCUCUUGGCUGUCUGCUGUAUGAGAUCUGUGCUCUCAGACCUCCAUUUUCAGCCACAAACCUGUUGAGUCUGUUCUACAAGAUCACUAAAGGAGAUUAUGAUCCCGUGCCCAACAUCUACUCUGAUAACAUCUCCUCUUUGAUCCAGAUAAUGCUCUGCCUCAACCCAGAAAACAGGCCAACUGCGGCCUGUAUACUUAACAGCGCCUAUGUGCAAGAUCAUCUAGAGUCUAUCAAACAUACACAGGCCGACUGCGUUCCUGUGAAGAGCUGUGACAUUAAUAUAGAAGGACAAGUGCACAACAUGGAGGCCGGCUCUAGUGACGUGGAGGAGGAAGAACAUCAUGAUGCAUUGUUUGUUGGAGGACAAAACCCCUGUGACUGCCACUAUCCCGAGGACUUUGAUGAAGAUGAAAGUGUGUCCUCUCGCAGUGAGACCUCGGGUUCACCAAUGAGGAGCGAAUCUGCUGAACCUAUUGUGUUCCCAGAGGCUCCGGAUGUCUCGGAACAAGUGGAGUAUCCAGAUGACUUUGAGGAAGCCGAUGUGGAAGAAGAAUACGAGGAUGAAGCAGCUUUAAUUCCUCAGCAGCCGAAUGAUGAUGCAGCGGAGGAGGAGUUUCAGCUCUGUGAUGCUGGAGGAUUGACCGUCACACUGAAAGCAUUGAAGGAAAAGGGUUAAAAAAAGCAACCAUCAUUGUAAUGGACCGCAAUGUGAAAUAAAAGGACCAAAGCAGCCUGAACAGUGACAUAUCUGA
Molecule: messenger RNA, 1419 nt
Organism: Cottoperca gobio
Lineage: Eukaryota; Metazoa; Chordata; Actinopteri; Perciformes; Bovichtidae
Gene: nek12
Product: NIMA-related kinase 12
Exons: 2
Coding region: 96-1343 (415 amino acids)
Biological process (GO): protein phosphorylation
Molecular function (GO): ATP binding; protein kinase activity
Source: RefSeq, a predicted model, not a curated record